UCGGCAAGUGAAACAAGAACCCAAGUCAGCGAUAAAACGUCGGAGAGUGAAAAAUCAGAAGUCUCUCCCUCCAUCAAUCAAACGCCCUCGAAGUUGAUAAUCAGGAAGGUUGAAGAUGGGUUUAGGUUUAACAGUGGGUUUGCUCGGAGUUCUCAUUCUCUCUCAUGCCGCCUACUCUACUAUUCAAUACAGAGGAUUGUUGAAGAUCACGGAGGAAGAGUUUUCAGGCCCUCCUAUCAAUGUAGUACUUGAAUUGAUUCUAGGGUUUCUGUUGUGUAUGUACGCUGGCCUUACUGUUCCUGGGAAUUUCCACUCCAUUCAUCCAUCUUCUGAGGAAAACAGGAUAGUUUCUUUACCCGAGAACUUGGACUUCAUGAUCUUCAAUCACCGAGGCAGAGUGGCUCUUUCAGAUUCUGAUAUGAAGCUUAAAUUGUGAGGUUGUCACUUGAAGGAACCUUAGUUCUCCCUUCGACAAGAGUUGGGACAAUUUACAGAUUUUCCAAGUUGGCAUCUUGUUUUUACUCUCAUUUUUUCUCCUGGCAUAGUUUAAGACGCUGUCUGUUGCAUUUGUCACUGAAUAUCGUCUGGCUUCAGUACUAGAACACAUACUACUACUGCUGUAAAAUGUAGCUGCAACCUGCAGAAUAGAUUCUAACUACAGCGGAGAAGCAUAUUCUAUAUAUACAUUCUUACAGAUCUUCAUUGUGACAAUCUUAUUAUGAGAUUUGGUUAUUCUAUUA
Messenger RNA from Spinacia oleracea (spinach), 740 nucleotides. RefSeq names its product membrane magnesium transporter. The transcript has 4 exons. Gene Ontology annotation, cellular component: plasma membrane; Golgi apparatus; early endosome. The coding region runs from base 116 to 436 and encodes 106 amino acids. The record is from RefSeq and is a predicted model, not a curated record. Lineage: Eukaryota; Viridiplantae; Streptophyta; Magnoliopsida; Caryophyllales; Amaranthaceae.